UCCGGAUCUGGCGGCUAGAGCGUCUCUUUCUUCCGCAGGAAGCGGAAGAAUCGUAGGGUGGGCGGCUCUUUGUCGAAGCUAGAGGACCGGCAGGCGGCAGCAGCAACUACGGCGGCGGCGGCAGGUGAGGGAGGCGGGAGACUUAGGUGGAGGCCGCGCCCGGAGGGGAGGAGUCGGGGAUGGCCCUGCGGCUGGGCACUGCCGGGCCACACGAGCCUCCCUAAACGCCCCCGGAACCGACAUGGCUCUUCCUCGUUACCCAGAACAGAGCCCUUUUUUCUGUCUGACCUCGCUUCCCGAGCUCCGUGACGUCACAGCCCUGCCCAUCCCCUCAGCUUGAUGUCACCCUGAGCCCCCCUCCCCUUUCACUUUUCGCUUCCUUGGUGUCCUAGUCACCUGGUCCACUGCUGAGUGCUGGCACCGCUUCGCGGAGCCGGCCGAGCCAGAAGACUUCUAGGGAAACUCCUAGGACUUUUCGUGAACUCUAGGGUGUUGGGGUUCGUCGUAACCACCGCCCCCAAGUCUAGUGUCGCCUUCCCACUGACACAGUCAGUUGUUGCCCUUGUCCAGCUUUCAGGUUUGGCGUUCCGAACUCCAACCCUAGAUCGGACUCUGAACCCUAUAUCCUUCACAUCUUGAGAACCCAGCAGUGAUGUGGAGGUGGAGACUCACGGGAGCCCCGGACUUCACCUGAGCUACCUCAGUCGCCAAGAGUGGCAAGAAAAGGAAGAAGAUCCUGAGUCGGGGGGGACCAGGAUGCCUGACCGGGACAGUUAUGCCAACGGUACUGCCAGCAGCGGUGGAGGCCCUGGAGGUGGUGGCAGUGAGGAGGCCAGUGGGGCUGGGACAGGCAGUGGGGGGGCCACCUCAGAUGCCAUCUGUAGAGACUUCCUGAGGAACGUCUGCAAGCGAGGCAAGCGCUGUCGAUACCGCCAUCCAGACAUGAGUGAGGUGUCCAAUUUGGGAGUAAGCAAAAAUGAAUUUAUCUUCUGCCAUGACUUCCAAAACAAGGAGUGUAGCCGCCCCAACUGCCGUUUCAUCCAUGGCUCCAAGGAGGAUGAGGAUGGCUAUAAGAAGACAGGAGAGCUGCCUCCCCGGCUGAGGCAGAAAGUGGCCGCUGGGCUGGGUCUCUCACCUGCUGACCUACCCAAUGGUAAGGAGGAGGUCCCUAUCUGCCGAGACUUCCUCAAAGGUGACUGUCAGAGAGGAACCAAGUGCAAGUUUCGGCACCUGCAAAGGGAUUUUGAGUUUGAUGUUCGAAGUGGAGGCGGCGCUGGAGGUGGAGGCUCGACAGGCUCUGCUCCCCCAGGACGACGGCAUGACCUCUAUGACAUCUAUGACCUUCCAGAAAGGGGCUUUGAGGACCACGAACCAGGCCCUAAGCGCCGGAGAGGUGGCUGCUGCCCUCCUGAUGGCCCCCAUUUUGAGCCCUACGAAUGUAACUUGGCUCCACUCCGUGGGGUUGAGUGCAGACUGCUAGAGGAGGAGAACGCCCUGCUCAGGAAACGCGUGGAAGAGCUGAAGAAGCAGGUCAGCAACCUGCUGGCCACGAACGAGGUACUUCUGGAGCAAAAUGCCCAAUUCCGCAAUCAGGCCAAGGUUAUGACCCUGAGCUCCACUGCACCCGCAACUGAGCAGACCCUGGCCCCCACUGUGGGCACUGUGGCCACUUUUAACCAUGGCAUUGCCCAGACUCACACCACUCUGAGCAGCCAGGCUCUCCAGCCUCGGCCUGUGUCCCAACAAGAACUUGUUGCUCCUGCUGGAGCGCCGGCUGCUCCCCCAACUAAUGCUGCACCUCCUGCUGCUCCACCACCCCCACCUCCACACCUGAACCCAGAGAUCACACCACUGUCAGCUGCUUUGGCUCAGACCAUCGCCCAGGGGAUGGCACCCCCGCCUGUUUCCAUGGCCCCUGUAGCUGUGUCUGUGGCUCCUGUGGCUCCUGUGGCUGUGUCCAUGGCCCAGCCCUUAGCAGGAAUCACAAUGAGCCACACUACUACUCCUAUGGUGACUUACCCCAUUGCUUCCCAGAGCAUGCGCAUCACAGCCAUGCCACACUGACAGGACUUAUGGAUACUUUACUCCCUGUUACAGCAUUCGAGGGCUGGGGUCAAGGGGCCCUACCCACUUGCGUAGCCCUCCCAGGCUCUGUCCAAAGGGCCACUCAGAAACUAGGACAAGAGACUACAAAGAAUAUACUUGGUAGGAGCAUCUCCUGAGGCAGGGUUGUGCUGAUGUGUUCUCCCAACUCUUGAGAGGGUCCUCUCCUUCAGGCCUCAACUCAAACAGGCUCACAUAGAAGUUGAGACUGAAGCCAGCAGAAAGAAAGGACUAAGGGACUGUCUUUUCUCAUAGGAAUUUUGGGGUGUCCCGGUCUUAUUUUCAUUGUGAAAGCACAGAUUCCAGCACUGGUGUGGGAGAGAAAAUUUCCCAACCCAGAGAGAGAGCCAGGAAAGAUGGAGAGAGUAAAAGUCAGUGGUCAGGAGCAAAGACCUCAUGAGUCUUCAGAUGGUUUGGGGCCCAAAAAUACUCCUGGGCCCCUGGGAAGGCUGGGACCAUAGUACUCCAACCCAGAGUAGGGGAACAUUCACUUACCUCGCUUGGCCUGGAAAUCUGUAGGGCAGUGCCCACUACUUUCCAAAGAAAUAAAAGAACGUUAUUUUUUAACAAAAGAA
Mastomys coucha (southern multimammate mouse) is the source of this 2678-nucleotide messenger RNA. RefSeq names its product zinc finger CCCH-type containing 10 (gene Zc3h10). The coding region runs from base 757 to 2064 and encodes 435 amino acids. Lineage: Eukaryota; Metazoa; Chordata; Mammalia; Rodentia; Muridae. Gene Ontology annotation, molecular function: metal ion binding. The transcript has 3 exons. The record is from RefSeq and is a predicted model, not a curated record.